UUUCUCCUUUCAUCAACCAUUUAACUCUUUCAGUCUCUUGUUUUAUCCAUCAAACUUCAAUAUCCAAUUCUUCUCCAAAAAAAAAAAAAAAAAAAAUUCAAUUUCCAAUUAUGGAUUGGGCGGAUUGGGUUCAACAAGUUUCAGAAAUUAAGACACAGCUUUUUUCAAUGAUUACUUCAGAGUUCAAGUUGAUUGCAAAUGUUAAGGAAGAGGUCCCAAAGCUUGAAAGCAAAUUCCGUACCAAUCAGGCAGUGCUCAACGAUGCAGAGAGAAGGCGAGUGAAGGAGGAAGCUGUGAAGCUUUGGUUAGAUAAGCUCAAAGAGGUAUCCAACCAGAUGAAGAACGUGUUGGAUGAGUGGAACACGGCCACCAAGAUCGAAGAAGAUAAUGAGAAAAAAGAUGAGGAAGAAGAAGCUGCACCUGGUACUGCUAAGAGGAGGAAGGUAUGGCCCCUCUUCAACUUUGAUUUUUCAAUUACUAGUCUUCUUCAGCAUCGUGAUAUUGCUCAUAAGAUAAAAGAACUGAACGAAAAAUUAGAUGAGAUUAACAAAGAGAGGGAGAUGUACGGGUUUGAAUUGACAAGGAGCAUUGAAGAAGUUGAACGACCAAAAUCUACUUCCUUUGUUGAUGUGUCUGAAAUUCCGGGUCGUGGUGAGGUUAAGGAUGAUCUAGUGAGCAUCCUAUUGGGCAGGGGUAGUGAAGAAGAAAGAAACCCCCACAUCAUCUCUUUAGUGGGCCCGGGUGGUAUUGGAAAAACGGCUCUUGCCCAAGUAGCCUACAAUGAUCGCGAGGUGCAAGCUCAUUUUCAAAUAAAAAUAUGGGUUUGUGUUUCUGAUCCUUUCGAUCAAUGCAAGCUUGCCAAAGCAAUCCUUGAAUCUAUUGAUCGGCAAACACCUAACAUGACUACAUUGCAAGGUCUAUUGGAUGGAAUUUGUGACAAAAUUAAGGGAAAAAAGUUUUUUCUUGUUUUAGAUGAUGUGUGGACAGAAGACUUCACAAUGUGGGAGCCGUUCAGAAUUACACUCAAAUAUGGUGUGCAAGGCAGUAGAAUUCUAAUCACCACACGCAAAGUUAAAGUUGCAGAGAUGAUGAGAAGUGCACGCAGGAUUGAUUUGGGUGUAUUGCCUGAUGAUCAAGUCGAAGCACCUUCACAUGAGUCUUGAAGUACAUUGCUAGGGAAGCUUGGUAAAUGAAUAUGGGGCUGAGACUGCACAACUCAGAACAAAAAUGUCACUAAAGACUCUUAUUGUUAAGUGAGAAAAAUGGUUUUGUAUCAAGAUGCAUUCCUAUUGAAUAAUAAAGAUACAAUUGUGCCUUAAUUUGUUUAAAGUAUACAUUUAUAUUUGUGGAGAGAAGAAAAUGAGGAUGAGUAGGCAUUCUGAAUGGUACGAUGGUGCCGAGAUUAUUAGAUUAUUCAAGCCCCUUAAAUUUGUAAAACAAUGAAGUUUUAGUUCCUAAGAAUGGUUCCUAGUAGAGAUGAAA
Quercus lobata is the source of this 1482-nucleotide messenger RNA. Its product is annotated as putative disease resistance protein RGA3. The transcript has a single exon. Gene Ontology annotation, molecular function: ADP binding. The record is from RefSeq and is a predicted model, not a curated record. Lineage: Eukaryota; Viridiplantae; Streptophyta; Magnoliopsida; Fagales; Fagaceae. The coding region runs from base 111 to 1163 and encodes 350 amino acids.